Prunus armeniaca (apricot) is the source of this 279-nucleotide messenger RNA. NCBI's taxonomy places the organism in Eukaryota, Viridiplantae, Streptophyta, Magnoliopsida, Rosales, Rosaceae. The record is from the annotation of a GenBank genome assembly.
AUGCAUUCUCAUUUGCUAAACUUACGGGUCUUUAGCUCCCACACUCUAAGCUCUCAUGCCAAGCCUAGUAGUACCUUGAUUCACAAAGCAAACUCUCAUGCCAAGCUUGUGCAACAUCAAUGCACCAUUUUCAACUCUUCGUCAAGCUGCCGAAAACAUCAGCACAAAACACGCAGCCGCUGGAAGAAGAACAAAGUACUCCCAUGGGACUUGCUUCUCCCUCGGGGUACUUUGGGCCUAGUUCUUGCUAACUCAGAAAAAGGGGCAUUGAAGGCUUGA